Bombyx mandarina (wild silkworm) is the source of this 1106-nucleotide messenger RNA. RefSeq names its product RNA polymerases I and III subunit AC2 l(2)37Cg (gene l(2)37Cg). The record is from RefSeq and is a predicted model, not a curated record. Gene Ontology annotation, molecular function: protein dimerization activity; DNA binding. Gene Ontology annotation, cellular component: RNA polymerase I complex; RNA polymerase III complex. Lineage: Eukaryota; Metazoa; Arthropoda; Insecta; Lepidoptera; Bombycidae. Gene Ontology annotation, biological process: transcription elongation by RNA polymerase I; transcription by RNA polymerase III.
AAACAAUUAACAGAAUUGAAUUCGGUACCGAUCAAUAAUAAUUAAAAAAUAAUAUUACCCACACAGUCAUUGUAAAAAGUAACAGAAUGAACAUUUCUGAGCUUCCUGGUGAUGACGAUUCAGGGCCUACCUGCAGAACAUACGUCUUCCGAAAUGAAAGCCAUACAUUAGGGAAUUCAUUAAAAUGUAUUAUAAACAAAUAUGAUGAUGUUGAAUUCUGUGGAUAUACUGUUCCACACCCAGCAGAAUCAAAAAUGCAUUUUAGGAUACAAGCCAGAGAAACACCUGCAUUGGAAGUUCUAAAAAGAGGUCUGAAAGAUCUAGAAAUGGUGUGUGAUCACACCAUAAAUUUAUUUGACAAAGAAGUGAAAAGAUUUAAUAAAGUAUAGAAUGCAAAAAACAUUAUUUGAAUCUAUGCAAUGGCUGUUCUCACAUCUGGAGCCCUGUACAGAACUUAAAAGCUUUUCAAAGUCACUUUCCUUGACUGAUCCUUGAACAUCUUCAAAUUUUGUGCUCUUCUGUAAAAAAGGCAACCAGUGCUUCUUUGGGCAACCAAAGACGUGCCACAGGACUGUACGACACUUGCAAUAUCAGGACUGUCAGUUAUCUCAAAUUAAAUUUGUUAUAUCUACAGGCUUUGGCAACUGCUUAACACCAAGUGGACCAUGAGCCCACGUAUGCAAUAAAAAAUCCAGUUAUCCAAUGUAAAUUGGAUAUUUUUGCUGGAUACAUUACUGUAAUGUAAUAUUUUUUAUUUACAACUGCAGUAGCUACUCAUGUCAAACUUUUGUUCAAUGUCAAUAGUGUCAAUUGCAUUAUACAGUUCUACAGUUGAAAACUGAAGAUUACAUUGCAACAGAAAUGUGAAGGUAAUGACUGGAAAGGGAAUCUGUGAGAGCUUAAAGUAUGUCCAAUCAGUAAAAAUGUUCAGUAGGUGAUCAAAUUUAAAUGACUAUCAGGCAUUUGUCAGGAAAAUAGGAAGACUACUUUUGAUAUCGAUUUUAUAUAUACCUAUUGACAAUUGAAAUAUUAGCUAAGCUAAGCUGUCGAAGUCGUGGCCUAAAGGAUAAGACGUACAGUGCAUUCGUGUUGAGCGAUGCACCUGU